Messenger RNA from Pteropus alecto (black flying fox), 1125 nucleotides. RefSeq names its product Sad1 and UNC84 domain containing 5 (gene SUN5). Gene Ontology annotation, molecular function: protein-membrane adaptor activity. The record is from RefSeq and is a predicted model, not a curated record. Gene Ontology annotation, cellular component: nuclear envelope; meiotic nuclear membrane microtubule tethering complex. The coding region runs from base 1 to 1125 and encodes 374 amino acids. The transcript has 13 exons. Gene Ontology annotation, biological process: nuclear envelope organization. NCBI's taxonomy places the organism in Eukaryota, Metazoa, Chordata, Mammalia, Chiroptera, Pteropodidae.
AUGCCACGGUCCUCAAGGAGCCCCAGGGACCUGUGUGACCCACCUGACGAUGUGGUCCACGUCUAUAGGAAUCCCAGGCCCAGGAGGGUCAUCCAACGAGGCCGGAACAUCUGCAGGAUAACAGAGGAGUCCUUGUCAAACACGAAUGAUGCCUUCCUGUUGCCAAUCCGCUUCAAUACCCCAGUACCAGGCCUGAUUCAGUGCAUACUGGGAUGUAUGUCCUGGAUCACCUGCUUGGCCUGCUUCUUGAGGACUCAGGCCCACCAAGUUCUAUUCAACACCUGCAGAUGCAAACUGCUCUUCCAGAAGCUCAUGGAAAAGACAGGUGUCCUGGUCCUCUGUGCUUUUGGAUUCUGGGUGUUUUCUAUGCACUUACCAUCCCAAGUGCAAGUCUGGCAGGAUAACAGCAUAAAUAGCCCGCUGCAAAGCUUGAGAAUGUAUCAGGAAAAAGUGCGACAUCACACUGGGGAAAUCCAGGACCUUCGAGGUAAUAUGAACCAGCUCAUUGCCAAGCUCCAGGAGAUGGAAGCCAUGUCAGAUGAGCAGAAACUGGCCCAGAAAAUAAUGAAGAUGAUACAAGGAGAUUACAUUGAAAAGCCGGAUUUUGCCCUAAAGUCUAUAGGGGCAUCUAUCGACUUUGAGCAAACAUCGGCCACAUACAACCACGACAAGGCUCGCUCCUACUGUAGCUGGAUCCGGCUAUGGAACUAUGCACAGCCCCCGGACGUGAUCCUUGAGCCCAACGUGACACCUGGCAACUGCUGGGCCUUCUCGGGUGACCGCGGCCAGGUGACCAUCCGACUGGCCCAGAAGGUCUACCUGUCCAAUCUGACACUGCAGCACAUCCCCAAGACCAUCUCGCUGUCGGGCAGCCUGGACACCGCCCCCAAGGACUUUGUCAUCUAUGGCAUGGAAGGCUCCCCGAGAGAGGAGGUGUUCCUGGGGGCAUUUCAGUUUCAGCCAGAAAACAUCAUACAGACGUUCCGGCUCCAGAAUCAGCCUGUUCGGAAUUUCGGGGCAGUCAAGGUGAAGAUAUCGAGCAACUGGGGGAACCCACGCUUCACCUGCCUGUACCGCGUGCGGGUGCACGGCUCUGUGACCCCACCCAGAGAGCAGCCUAACUGA